Strongylocentrotus purpuratus (purple sea urchin) is the source of this 6981-nucleotide messenger RNA. RefSeq lists its product as uncharacterized. Bases 134 to 6736 code for a protein of 2200 amino acids. Gene Ontology annotation, molecular function: protein binding. NCBI's taxonomy places the organism in Eukaryota, Metazoa, Echinodermata, Echinoidea, Camarodonta, Strongylocentrotidae. The record is from RefSeq and is a predicted model, not a curated record. The transcript is spliced from 46 exons.
UCUAUUUCAAUUCAUUGAUGGUAACUAGACUACGGUAUCAACAAUGUUGGCAGGAUCGAGGUGGUGAAUAAAUAUAAUUUCAGAUAAAUGACUUCAAUAUUCUACCAAACCACGGAAAUUAAGAGCUAUCAUCAUGGAGGACAGGGGCACUUUUCGGAGUGGCCCCACCCGGGCAGAAAUGCUGAAGAUCAAACGAGAGAUCGAGGAUAUCAAGAAGAAGUCUCAGCAUGGUAUGACGGACCUACGCAGUGACGUUGAGACCAAGGACAGAAAGCGAAAAGAAAAGGAAACAUUCAUUGGAGCGAAAGUUCAAAAUGUUGAGCUUGGUGAUGAUUUUGGAAAGAAAGGAAUGCCUUACACCAGAAAGUCUGAACCUCAUUUUGAGGAAGAAUUCCUAUCUAAGCCUAUGCAACCACAAAAACAAGAUCCAGGCACCGUACCAAAUUACAAUCCCCUGAACAAGAGCACGGUCCCACCAACAAAGAGUCAGACCAAACGUUACCCAUACAGCAAAGAAGAGACGGUCACUGUGGGAGAGAUGAGGAAACCUCACAUCCAGACUGUAGGAGUGUUACCUGUAAGGAAUACAGGAGAUGUGGCUACAAUGAAUAUCAUGAUGCAAGGCAAACCAGUACUCUCUGUACAGGACACGGAAAUUGCUGCUAUACAGGAGGAGAACGCAGUGUCACUAUCUGCGUCCCGUGCCCAGUCCAGCUUGAGUGCACAUGGGAAGGUACCUGACACCGACUCCCAGUUCCUUGCCCGUGACCUGCCCCUCAAACCAAAGACUCCGCCCAAGAAACCAGCCAUCCUGAGCUCUACAGGGGCCAUUGCACCCGUGCCGUACAAGGAGAGAGUCAAACCUACCCCAAAGCCUCGAGUUGAAAACCCACCCAGUCCUGCGCCACCAAAGAAACGCAGAGCUAAGGACAAAGAUGCCUUAUCCAUUUCCAAAUCAGCCAAGUCCAGCCGGUCUUUCAAGAGCGAGAAGAGCGGUCGGACCCCGUACCAAGCAGCCAGCGGUAAGGCCAGCAUGGUGUCCUUCCACUCGGUCCGUUCCUCCCACCAGAGGGACUCCGAUGACGAGAGCCAGUACAGCAGCGAUGACAGCUCUGUGGAGGGUACUUCGCGACACACCGGACUGUCACGUCAGACUGGAACGUCCCGUCAGACGGGGACGACCAGGGCGACGUCUGCAGAGUCCCAGGGGUCGCAGAAGUCUUCCAGUGAGCUCCUGCAGGAGGCACAGGAGAUUGCCAGUAUGGACAAUGUGUCUGGGCAAAAGAGAAGACGGCAGAGCAAAUCUACCAAGAGCCAAGGCAGCAUAGCUCCCACUAUUCAGGUAGAGAAAGAGGAGGAACCACCUAAAGAGAGAUCAGUGGAUGACAUCAUAUCAUCACUCAAGGCUCAGAGAGAACAGGGAUCGGUCAAGUCCGAAGCGGACAUCAAGAUCCAGGAGAUCAUGAACAGGGUGAUGUCCAGAACGGCCGAGGUCCUGGGCUCCAAGAAUGAUGGAGUGACAGAAGAUAGGAAACCAGACUUGGUGGAAGAAGAUCAAGAAGAAGAAGAAGUUACAGGACCAGAUCAGGCACAAGGUGUGCCUGAACUGAAUGUUGAAGAAUCGAGCGAGGUGGCUCAGGAUUCGCUGGAUACAGACAGAACCCAGGACUCAGAUAUGCUGCAGGGCAUUCCAGGAACCAGCAGGACAAGCGUCGACAACACAGAUGACAAGGGGAGCGAAAAUAAGGUCCAGAUGGAGGUUGGGAAGUCCGAUGAAGGCGUGGCUUUGGAAGAGAAACCCUCGGUGCGGUUCCAGGAGGUGGUGCUUGAUGACUCGAUGCAGGAGGAGCAGGAAAUUGACCUGGAGAAAGCUUGGCAGGAGCUGAUCGCACCUCUAGACAUCACCCAUGCUGAUGUUGUCAAUGUUGAGGGAGAGAAGAUGGAGAUACAGGAGAGGGGAGUUUUUGAUGCAUCCAAGAGGGGUGGUACUCCUUCACAGCCUGUCGUUGGAUCAUCAGUGUCCUUCCUGUCUAUGUGGGCACCUCAGGAAGAGAGGCAGAAAGACGAAAGUGCCGAGCCCACAAAUCGUAAGCUGCGAGAGAGCAUCCAUCAUUUCUGCAACGUUCCUUCAGACAUAACACUGACUCGUAACCUUCAACUACUCAGUCGCUCCCACCAUACGCCUAGCAAGUACAAAGCUACUCAACCCCUGAUGGCCAUGGACAUGGACAGCGGAACCAACACCCCUUCCCUGGAGGAGAGACAAAAGCUGAUGUCAGCUGCAGCAAGGCGCAUCCUCCGAGAGGCAGAAACCAUGGUAACAGUGGAGAUGGGCGUGUCACAAUCGGGAGGAAGUGACAAAGAUGCAGAAAGCCGGAUGGAAAAUGGAAACAGCUUGGAGACAUGGGAGAAAAGAGCUAUGCAACUGUUUGAUGAAGAAGCCCUGACCAUCGUGGGCCAGCCGGCGCCCAUCAGGCAGGACAUCUCCCGCCUCUACUGGACUCCAGCCCCGCCCAAGAUGAACUUUGAACCCACCCACAUCAAGAACGUUCUCUACCCUCAAUUUGAAGGUCUGGGACUAAGCCAGGACAUCGAGAGGCUGACCUCGCUCCCUGACACAGAAGGAGAUGAAGGUGACCUGGAGGCCAUGUCUGCUUGGGAUGAGGCAGAUUAUGAAGAGAGGUUGCUGCAAGAAAGGAUUCUUGGACGCAACUAUAGAUCAAGUGAGGACCUCACUGUGCUCGGCAGGGCCAAGUACACAAGAAAAAUGAAUGGGGCACCACCACCCUUCAUGCGCCCAUCCUCAGGAGGUUCAUUGCCUGCCAUGGCGACACCAGACAGCGAUGGACUACCCCAGAUGAUGAGGCAGGAACCGUUGGUCGGUGGACCCCGCGUACCCUCUGUCGCCAGUGAAAGCAAGUUCUCUGUCCAGAGCAGAGCAAGUUCUAAGCUGACCGACAUUAUUCCACCACCGCAGCACAAACUCAGGAGGACCAACUCCGCCCCUGACCUAGAGGGGGAUGACUUCCCCUUCCUGGUGCCAUCAGACUUCCACUCCGUGAUGGAGGAUGUCACGAAGCAGAGACAGUAUCUAGCUGACUUGAGAGAUAGAAAGGAGUUUGAAGAUGACGACGAGAUGAUGGAGGAAGAGUUCAACAGAGAUGAGCUUGAUUUAGCAGCUGGACCUGAUCUAAUAUCAACAAGCCCAAAGGAAGAAGGAAAGAAACGAAGUGAAGGACCAUCUCUUGCACAACAGGCCAAAGAAGCAGGGAUGAAGUAUGUCAUCUAUCCAACGCGCAAAGGGAAAAAGAAGAAGAAGAAGCACUGGGAUCCUUUCCGCUUAAAGCAGAUUGACACUUUCUUGAGGCAAGAACCCAAUAUCAUAUCGAGGUCAUUGAGUUUACCAAAGAUUACAGUGCCGGUUGAUCCAGUGGUCAGGGUUUCAAAGAGAGUUCGUCAUCCGAGGAGAAAAAGUGUACCAGAUGUCAUGGAUUUUGAAGACUUCCUUAGGUCAAAGUUUGUCAGGAAAGCCAUCAAGGUACGUGAGUGGGUGAGAGACCUUUGGGACGAAUGGUUUGAUGAGGUCUACCCACCCAGUGAAGAAGACAGUGAAACCGGCAGUCUGAUAGAGGGCGCUGCUCAACAAUCAGUGACCAGUGCAGCUACACUCGCCAAGGGUGGGAUGUCUGCUCUAAGUACAGCCAUGUCUGUUCAUCUUGAAGACCUGAGCAUCACUGCAGAGACAGAGGAGGAAGGACAGCUCAUGGAGGAGCUGUACACAGAGGCACUAUAUAUGACAGAAAAGUUAGACAAUGAUCCUAAGCCUUCACCAUUCGACCUAACUCGUCGGGGAGUCAUUUAUCGCAAGCUUGGUAAACUGAAGCAAGCAUGGGACGACCUGAACCGGGCCAUCGCCUUGGAACCCCUUCUUCUGGAUGCCUACUGGAAUCGUCAUCUCCUGUACCUGCUCAAGGAGAAACCAACCAAGGCCCUGGAAGACCUCAACUCUAUCCUCAAGAUUAACAAGGAACAUGUAGGAGCGUACAGAUCUAGAGCUCAGAUUUUCACAAGUAUGGGUGACCUGACCAUGGCUAUCAUGAACUUCACACAGACGGUCAAGCUGGAUCCACAGGACCAUGAAGCAUUCUUCAAACGGGCCGAGCUCUAUGAAGCAAGAGGUGAGAUGCUGCUUGCCCUAGAAGACUACAGAGAAGCAACACGCCUUAUGCCAAACAUGACCAAGGCCAUCAUGAAACGAGGACUCUACCAGUUUGAUAUGAACAAGAAUUGGAUGGCAGCCAUCAAGGAUUUCUCAGAAUUGCUGGUGCAGGAGCCUAACAAUGCGCUAGGCCACACCUACAGGGGGCGAGCCUUUGCCAAGCAGGGCAUGUACCCUGAAGCCGUGGCAGAUCUCUCUGCAGCUAUACACCUUGAUCCUAACAGCAGUGUGGCCUUCUACCACAGAGGAUGUCUGCUCAGGAAGGCUCAUCCUAAACAGGCAUUGCAGGAUCUGAGCGUGUCCAUACUCCUUGACGACGGCCAUAGCAACGGGAUGGCGUUCUUCCAUCGGGGUAUCCUCUACAUGGCCAUGGGGCGUCAUGAGGAUGCCAUCACAGACUUUGACAACGUUCUCAAGCUGGACAGGACCAUCGCAGCGGCUCAUGUCAAUCUCGGUCUCAUCUACAUGACCAAGCUGGAUAACUAUCACAAGGCCAUUCAGAAAUUCACCAAUGCAAUCAAAGUUGACCCGACCUAUGUGAGAGCAAUCGUAUGCAGAGGAGAAGCCUAUCAUAAGAUUCAUGAGUUGAAGAAUGCCCUGAAAGACUUCACCCGAGCCAUCCACCUAAGACCUGACCAGCAGCAUUACUACAUGCUUAGAGGCCAGAUACUACUCAGGAUGAAGAACUUGGAACUAGCCAGCUUCUGUGUCCUACACGCGGCUGAACUAGCCCACGGCUUGGGCUCUUCCCCGACCCAACAAGCUGCCGUUCAGAGCUUCCUGCACAACUACAGCAAGGCCAUCGAGGUCCUGUCCAGCACGGUCAAGGUCAGCCCCACAGCACCCCUCUACAUCCUGCUAGGGAAGACUGAGAUCAAGGCCAAGAAGUAUCAGCCAGCCGUCCAGAGUCUGGAGAAAGCUCUCGACUUGAUGAAACCUUGGCAGGAGAGGCAGAGUUGGCCUCUGGAAGCAGCUGAGGUCUACUACCUGAUAGGGAUGUGUCACAUGGAGAUACCAAACGUCUACAAGGCAUACGAGGCAUUCAACAGUGCAAUCAAGAUCAACCCAGAAUACCCUGAGGCCUACUACCAGAGAGGUCUGACUCGGACCAGGCUACACCAGGCCAAGGGGAUCUUGGACUUCAACCGGGCCCUGGCCCUCAACCCUAAGCUGUUCCAGGCUUACCUGAGUCGGGCUGCAUACUAUGGACAGAGGGGGCGCUAUUCCAAGGGAAUUUACAACUGUAACCAGGCGAUCCGUCUGCAGCCGAACAGUGUGAGAGCUUACCUCUACAGAGGAGCCCUGAAGUACUACAUCAGUGCCCAUGCCCUUGCCAUCAAGGAUCUGUGCCAGGCCAUAGAGCUCGAUACCACCUGUUCACUAGCCUACUUCAACAGGGCUGUCUGCUACCAUACCACCGGGGACUACCAGAAGGCUCAGAGGGACUAUGGAAUCGUACUCAUGUUGGGUGAUGAGAACUCACUCAAGGUGCUGAUCAAUAGAGGGCUGAUGUACUUUGCACAGAAGGAUUACAAAAAUGCCAGAGAUGACUUCUCUCAGGCAGUGGAGGUAAGCCCAAGAGAUCCAAAGAUCAGACAUACAUUGGGAUUGUGCUGUCACAAGUUGAAUCGGUUAGAAGAUGCAGUAGCCAUUUACAGCAGUGCCUUAGAAGCAAAUCCAUUCUUCAUUGAUGCCUACCUAGGAAGGGGUAAUGCUUUCAUGGACUACGGCCACCCUCAAACAGUCCUCCUGGCCAGGCGAGAUUACCAGCGUUCUAUCAUCCUUGAACCGGAGUGCCUGGUUGGCCGAGUGAACCUGGCUUACAACAUGCAGAUCAGUGGCUCCUACAAGAUAGCUUGGAACCUCUUCACAACUUGCCUCAAACUAAAUCCAAACUACCGCCCAGCCCUUGAGGGGCGUGCCAUCGUAUCCCUCCAGAUGAGUGACCCUUACGCCGCCCUCCUCGACAUGAACAACGCCCUCCGCAUCGGUAAGUCCGCAGAGCUCUUUGUCAACCGGGGUGUGGUCAAUCAGUUCCUGCAGGAUCACGAGAGUGCAAUGAUUGACUUCCAGGCAGCCAUCAAGAAGGAUAAGAGCUAUGCCUUGGCAUACUUCAAUGCGGCUAAUCUCUACUUCAGUAAUAGGCAGUUCAUGCAGGCGUUACAGUUCUAUGACAAGACCUUGGAACUGAAUGGAUCAGAUGAAUCGGCUCUCUUGAACAGAGCUAUCACAAAGGUGUUGACGAGAGAUAGCAAAGGAGCCCUGGAAGAUUUCUUCAAAGCUGUCAAGCUAAGUCCUCUUUCUGCUCAUCUGUACUUCAACCGAGGAAACCUGUACACUUCACUCAAACGAUAUCAACUGGCUGAGAAAGACUACAGUGAAGCUCUGAGUUUGCAACCGGAUGACCCACUAGUUCAUAAGCGAAGAGCAGAGGUCAGAGGUCGUCUGGGAAGGAGGGAGGAAGCGAUUGCAGACUACAAGAGAGCUAUUGAAAUACAGAGCAAGAAGCAUUUAUGAUGAUAUUGAAGUUACUUGAUAUAUUUAAAUUCAUGCAAAUUUCUGUCACUCUAAAUGUGUCCAGAAUUGAAUUUCUAAACAUUUGCAGAGAUCAAGACAAAGAAGCACUUCAAAUGUGUCCAAUGACUUUAUUUGAAAUCACUUUAGUCUUAUUGAAAUUUAAAGCCCAUCUGUACUAGUUUACAGGAGGGAUUAGACCACUCUGCAAGGUCACUGGCAGGUGGUUAUCUCACAAAUCAGCUCUC